AUGUCUGACAUAGAAGAAAAUAGAGUAGGGAGCAACUCUAACCCUAUCGUUCUGAGUGAUGAUGACUCCAGCCUUAUCGUUCUAAGCGAUGGUGACUCCACUCUUAUUGAUCUGAGCGGUGAUGAAAAAGUGAUGAAUUAUGAACCUGACAACAGUAAAAUUCGUAGUCUAGAGCACAUUUGUCGCGAAUUAAUGAAAACAAGUGCAUAUGGUAGUGAUGAUGAGGUGAUUCGUGAGUAUGAUCGUGUUGUGGGUCAAACAAAAAUGGAUAUCUACAAAGCCUUUCUGAGGGUUGAAUCUGAUUCUGAGCCUGAGAUUGAGUUUGAGUUUGAACCUGAGCCUGAGCCCAAACCUGAGUCCGAGCCUGAGCCCGAGCCUGAGCCAGAGCCUGAUAAUCACCAACUUCAAGGGCCACGAAGAUCCUCAAGGCCAAGAAAACAAGCUUAUUAUUUUGAUAUGGAUGAUGAUGAUGAACUUAAAUUCGAGUUAUUCUCCCUAGAAGGUUAUAGGGAAUCAAAGGACAAGUCUGAUGAUGUCUCCCUCUAG
This is a messenger RNA of Spinacia oleracea (spinach), 546 nucleotides long. RefSeq lists its product as uncharacterized. The transcript has a single exon. NCBI's taxonomy places the organism in Eukaryota, Viridiplantae, Streptophyta, Magnoliopsida, Caryophyllales, Amaranthaceae. Bases 1 to 546 code for a protein of 181 amino acids. The record is from RefSeq and is a predicted model, not a curated record.